ACCCUGCUGCCGUGCAGCGACCAUUGCUCGCCUCGCUUGAGGCCUCCCGUUCUCAUCGUCUUGCGUCGGAGCGGAAUACCUUUUUUGCGGGAAGUACAUGCACUUUGCAGUGCGGACGCGGUGCGAUGCCAAAAAAGGAACGCGAUGAGGUCCUCGCAGAGCUCGCCUCGCGGAUAUUCUCCACUAUGGUGGAGGAGACUUUGAUGGACGUUGUCCUCGAGUCACACCAGGCGAUCUCGCGUUCGAAGACCGUUUGCCCAGUGUGCCAUACUUACUGUAAAGCAGCCCAUACGUCUGGUCCUUCCGGUACCGCUUCCCAACCUGCGGCUUCCUCCUCACGACUGCCCACACCUUCAGAUGAAGCCAAGGCCACAGAUCAAAACAGCCCAGCUGGAACUGGAAUGAGCACACCAACGAAUGGCAAGAGCAACGGCAACAUCCUGCUGGAAUGUGUCAAUUGCAAACGACAGAUUGCCUCGAACCGUUAUGCCUCACAUCUUGGCGAUUGCAUGGGGCUGGCCAACUCGCGCAGGGGUGCUGUUAGGAGUGCCACGACGAAGACUAAGCUGGCUUCUGAUGCUGGCAGAUCGGCAUCGCCAUACGUUGCUUCCGAGAACGGAGCGCUGUCGGACGAUGGCAAGACCACUACAUCCGGUAGAAACAAGGCAAAGUCAAGAACCAAACGAGCAGACGAAGCUGAGUUUAAUUUGCACCGAAAACGGCCCGGCUCUCCAACACUUUCUCCGACGAAGAAGUCGAAGAAAGCGAAGACCACAGGCUCGCCCAUUUCACGCGUAAAAGGGGACACCGACGUGCCAGGUUCUCCAUCCACAAACUCUCUCCCACUUCCACCAUCAAGUUCGCUCACAAGAGUGCCCUCGAAACUCCGCGAAUCCUCCAUCGUCUCGUCUGUUAACCGCGAUCGGCGCUCGUCCUCGCCAGAGUCGCCCUCUCGGUACUCCUCCCCCGCCCGGUCUGUAUCCACCCUCGCAUCUGCUCCUUCGAUGCAGAGCCCGACGCUCGCCGCAAGCAAGGUGCAGAAGCCAAAGGGAGGUAGAAAUGGCAAGCCGCCGCCAGCGCCGCCGAGACGGCUCAGUCCUCCACGACCGCCGCCUCCGCCUCCGAUCAUCCGGAUGCCGGAGCCAGACUAUCUCGUCGACGUCGAAGGCGACGAGACGGGAUCGUCGACCGACACGGAUAGCUCCUAGGGCUACGCAUCUUCGACGUAAAUAGUCACUGAUCUAUCAGAACUUCUGGCACUACCAUCGAGUUUCUGCCGUCAUUCUUGUUUUGGCGUUGUGUUUCUGCUGUCGAUUUGCAAGCUGUGUAUAAAUGUCUACUUGGAAAUGUUACUGGAUACAUUCAUUCAAGCC
Laetiporus sulphureus 93-53 is the source of this 1373-nucleotide messenger RNA. RefSeq lists its product as uncharacterized. Bases 126 to 1208 code for a protein of 360 amino acids. NCBI's taxonomy places the organism in Eukaryota, Fungi, Basidiomycota, Agaricomycetes, Polyporales, Laetiporaceae. The transcript has 11 exons. The record is from RefSeq and is a predicted model, not a curated record.